Messenger RNA from Scleropages formosus (Asian bonytongue), 4405 nucleotides. It is a transcript of the gene mtmr10, whose product is annotated as myotubularin related protein 10. Gene Ontology annotation, cellular component: cytoplasm; membrane. Bases 729 to 3029 code for a protein of 766 amino acids. Gene Ontology annotation, biological process: phosphatidylinositol dephosphorylation. The transcript is spliced from 16 exons. The record is from RefSeq and is a predicted model, not a curated record. NCBI's taxonomy places the organism in Eukaryota, Metazoa, Chordata, Actinopteri, Osteoglossiformes, Osteoglossidae.
GCGGACCGGACUAACUGGAUCCUGUCGGAAGCCGAGGAGAAGGGAGCGCAGCUCGGAAGAGGAGUCCGCCUUUUGCGGGCCGAGUCGCGAGUGGAGCCGAACGACCUGCCUGGUUUCCCGCGGUCAUGUAAACAGGAGAACGGCAGGGCGAACGGAGUUUGAGCGCCUCUUCUCACUCACUAAGGCGCUCCGACGGCGGGAGUCGCGAGCGCGCUCAGUCACAGAGUGUGCGGAAGAAGCUUCUCAGCCCCGUUCUACUCCACUCCCUCGAACUUAACUUAGUUAACGCUAGUAGUUAGUUGGUUAGUUAGCGGGCGCUAACUAGCGCUGUAGCGCAGCUGUUCCAUCAGCGGAGACUUAAACUUGAGGGAAACUGAGAUAAUCAGAGCUUAGAGGACCGAAUCAGUGAUCACAGAAGUUCGCAGCACGCACACACUGAGAGAGAGAGAGAGAGAGAGAGCGGGGUGUGUGCCUGUCCACAGUGUCUGUGUGUCCACACACAUGGGGAGGACCAACUCAGGCCGGCAGCUGUCAUGUGAACGCGCAGUACUAAUGGUCCGUGUGUUCACCAGUGGCCAGGCUGCGAAAGCUCGAGCGGACGCGGCUAGUUAGGAUUGCCUUAACUAGUACUAGUUGUGCGCGCUUGAUUGGCAUCGGCAUUCGCAGCCAGUGGACGGACGGAGGGACACGGAAGGGCUGCGCGCGCUCCCGCUGGGGGCGACAGCAACAUGUUCCCGAUGAGACCCCUGAAACCAACCUUCAAGUCGUACCUUCCGCCUCUGCAGACGGAGGUGAAGAAAACUGUCCAGCCUCCGAUUAAGAAGUUAGAAGCCAAGUUACUACCAGGUGAGAUUGUGGUGAACGAGGUGAACUUUGUAAGGAAGUGCAUCGCUGUGGACAGCAGCCGAGAGGACCUAUGGGGGAAGCUGAUCUGCACCAACUUCAAGGUUUCCUUCAUCACCCACGACACUCUGCAACUUCAGAAGUUCCAGUACACAAACCGACUGCUGGGUGAACAUGACAUUCCCCUGGCAUGUGUGGAGCAGGUGGUGACAGUGAAUGAUGCGAAGGGCAAACAGAAGGUGCUGGGCUCAAACCAGAAGCUCAAAUUCAACCCGACGGAGCUCAUUAUCUACUGCAAGGACUUCCGCAUUGUGAGAUUUCGCUUUGACGAGGCUGGGCCCGAGAGUGCCAAGAAGGUGUGUCUAGCUGUAGCCCAUUACUCUCAUCCUGCUGAUCCCCAGCUGCUGUUCGGGUUUGAGUUCGCUUGGAAACGACACCACAGCUCCACAGGUGCCCGACUCAAUGGUGUAGACAUUGAGGGUGGCCCUCAGGUGCCUCUGUUUGACCGUCCCUCUGACUGGGACCGAGAGAUCAAACGCACUGGUGCAUCGGAGUGGAGGGUGUGUUCCAUCAAUGAGGGCUACGCCAUCUCUCCCAGUCUUCCGGAGUACUUUGUUGUGCCUGUUUCGCUGGCGGAUCAGGACCUGAAGCAGUACUCUGGGUUUUUUGCAGGCCAGCGCCUCCCGCUGUGGUGCUGGAACCAUCCCAAUGGCAGUGCCUUGGUGCGAAUGGCUAGCAUCAAGGACCCUGUGCAGCAGAGGAAGCUGGACCAGAGAAUCUGCACUGCCAUCACCAAGAGCCACCCUAAACGCAGUGAUGUCCUGAAGUCUGACUUGGACAAGAGCCUUCCAAACAUCCAGGACAUACAAACCGCCUUUGUCCGACUCCGGCAGAUCUGUGUCAUUGAGCCAUUUGAAGAGUCUGAAGAGAGGUGGCUGUCGUCCAUGGAAGGCUCAAGAUGGCUGGAGUAUGUUAGGGCCUUUCUGAAACACGCUGCAGAAGUGGUGUACAUGCUGGAGGGACAGCAUGCAUCUGUCAUUCUGCAAGAGGAUGAGGACCGUGACUUGAGUUGUGUGAUCUCUUCCCUGGUACUGAUCAUGCUGGACCCACACUAUCGCAGCCUAGUGGGCUUCCAGGGCCUGGUGCAGAGGGAAUGGGUGAUGGCCGGGCAUCGCUUCCUCGACAGGUGCAACCACCUGAAGAAGAACGACAAAGAGGAAUCUCCCCUGUUCCUGCUCCUCCUGGACUGUGUGUGGCAGUUGCUGAAUCAGUACCCCACUGCUUUCGAGUUCACAGAGACUUACUUGACUGUACUGAGCGACAGCAUGUGGAUCCCCAUCUUCAGCACCUUCCUCUUCAACUGCCCGCGGCAGCGUGCUGAGCACUGCAGGGAGUUUGUGCAAAGUAAGAACUCUGUGAGGGAGUUCAAUAUGCUGCGCUUCCCCUGUGUGUGGGACUGGGACCAGCAGUUCUCCCGGAAGGAUCAGGCCCUUUUUAACAGCCCACUCUAUGUGGGUAAGGGCACCUCUUGCAUUCACAACGGCACAGUGAAGACCUUUCGGCGCACAAAGAAGACCUACAGCUCCACACUGCGUGGCCUGCCCUCCCUGCCCAAUGGGAUGCUGAUGGAGGUGGAGACUCUCCCACGGCGCAACUCCCUGGCUCAGCGGCUCAGACCUGACUUCUCAGUGGCACGCGAGGCACCAGAGAGCCCGUCUGAGCGAUUCUUCCGCGAAUGGCUCACCCGGCCCGCGGAUCCACAUGGGCUGCUGCUGCCCCAAUUGCUACCCUCGCAUUUGCGGCUGUGGAAGCUCUACUUCUUGCGCUGGGUGCCCGAGACCCAAAUCCCGCGUGGCGGACCCAUAACAGCCUUCCACAGGUUGUCACUGCUGGCAGACGAGAUUGAGGCACUGCAGGCCCAGCUGAGGCGCUGUGGCAGUGCCAGCACCAGUACCUCUACGGUCUCCACCCCCAACAUCUCACAUUCAGAAAGCAGUAGGAUGUACUUCAAAGCCCGUUCCCCGGACGACCUUUCUUCACCCCCUGAGUACCUCACUUCCUCUUUCCCCUUCUCCCCUGUGGGCAACCUUUGCCGCCGUAAUAUCCUGGGAACCCCAUUCAGCAAAUUCCUCAGCGGAGCCAAGAUCUGGCUCUCCACUGAAACCCUGGCCAGUGAGACGCUCUGAGACAGACUCAACACAGUUCCACCCAGUGAUGGGAGAGAACAGGGCGGGACGCGGUCCGAGAGCUGGAAGUGAUAAAGACCUGUUCAUGUUUCCUGCUUUUGCAUAGCAUUGGUUCAUGUUUCUCCAGCUGCACACUUAGUCCAUUACAAUUUCUUUCUUUUCUGGCUACCAGAGCUCAGCUCUUCAUGUAGCAAGUUAAUUCUUUUUUAUUUUUCACUGGAAGAACAAAUGAAGAUAAUUUUUGUGAGGACUCUUCCUGUGGUAGUUUCACACAUCCUAAUCUGUUGUUCUGAACAUACAGGUUAGGGUACCUUUACACCUUCUGGUAAGGUGGCAUUAAAAUGAACAACAGUUAACCACUUUGUUGACGAGUCAGUGAUAUAUUGAUUUAAUCACUGUUCUGUUGCUUCAAGCGUGGUAAGCUCAAGCAUAUUUAACCGUCAGUGAUAUAUCAUAGUGGACACAACAAGAUGUUUAGCUCCCUAGUUGUGGGGACUUCGGGUAGGGAUAUAUGGGGAGGAGGCUCUCUACGGACAGUACAAGAACCUGUCCCUGUGGGGUUGCUCUGUGCUGCUGUCUCGUAAUUCAGCUGGCUGGUUUGGUAUGGUGGCAGAGCUGGCGACCCAGUUAGGGGUCAGAUAUGGCAUGAAGUCUGCGUGGAAAAUAUUGGGGUUCGAAAUCAUAUGCAUUAUAGGUAUAAUGAUCACCUGUCAUGUGAAGACAUUUUCCAGUCUGUCAACAGGGUGAAAGCCUUCAGUACAUAUCACAUUCACUGUUUCAUUACCCACUUUAAAUUUCAGUAGAUUAGACUCCUUAAGACACCAAAUAUUUAAAGAGUAUGUAUGAGUGUAUGUAUGUAAUAUGAACUGUAAUGGAAAUUUUGCUUGGAAAUUUAUUUGGCUAACAAAUGUACAGAAUUUAUUUGAAUUUAAAGAGUUAUUUUGCUUAGUUUAAUGUUUGGUACAUUCUGUUAAUUGAUAUUUUAAAUUAUAGCAAGGGCUGUGCUGUGAUUUAAGGUGACCUGUGCUAACCGACCACUAAUAGUUCACUGGGUAUCGACGCUGCUGUUAAGUAUGACAACUGCUCUUUCCAGUGGACGCACUUUGACACAGGAACAGAGCACUGAUAUUUAUUCAGUUAUGCAAAAUGGGUCAAAUGGGAACAUUGGAAAGCCACUGUGCCUUUAAAGGGGAAUUUUGGGCUUGCAUUUCACCCUUUAUUUGAAUAACGGACUUUCCUUUAAGAUGCAUUUCUCUGGGCAUGCUGCGUAAAAGUCAAGGUAUUCCGGAAUGUACCAAAAGGUCCCUGAUUCCAGUGCUGCUGCUACCAGAAGCCAUAUUGGUGCAGGUGUUUUGGAUCUCCUCUAAUACAAAAAA